GAAUCAGCUGGAAGUCAAGAUAAAAGGUGGGAAAGAAGGCAAUAACUUCAAAAUCUUCGCGAUCAAUAAAUAAAGUGGGUCUGGGUGAGCAAAAAGAUGGGCAGGAAAUCCAAGAAGGCAAUCCCAAGAGAUCCACAAACCCAGAAGGCCAUCAAAAGCGAACCUUGUGAGUUCAAUAAAAAACAUAGCGACGGACAGUGCGCUGUUUUCAUUAAAUCAGAAGAUCCCGCUGAAGACCCUUAUCCGCAAACUGAGUUCUAUGAAGUGGUCAUGCUGGAUGCAGAUUCGGUUAAGGAGGAGUAUGCCCCGGAAGAUCAGGAUGAAAAGGACCACGAACCAGAGGAGCAGGAGAUAAGCUAUCAUUUGGCAGGGCCCCCAAAACUCUGCUCAAAAUGCUUGCAGGGAUUUCCCAUCGAAGAGUUCGCCAGCCAUGACUGCCUAGCAGUGAAUGAUCCCCAAUCGGAGGAUGAGAUCAGCUACCAUUUGGUCGGCCCACCAAAAAUGUGCUCUACAUGCUUGGAGGCCUUCCCCAUCGAAGAGUUUCCCAACCACAGCUGCAGGGACAUCAACGCAGACAAAUAUCCCUGCAAAAUAUGCCCGAGGAAGUUUCGAUACAAAUCUCUGCUAGUUGUGCACCUAAAAAGCCACCUUAGACUGCAAAAGGGAGAGAGAAUCCCGGAACUGGAGGCAACUGAACCAGAGAAAACGAAAACUGAAAAGGCCAAACAUAACUUGGAGUUCAACUACUCACCAACACCGCGGUGGAAGUUGUCUCGGCGGAGAGCAGAGAUGAUGAAGCGCAGCGAAUUGCGCGUAAAGCAGAAACUAUGCCACUAUUGCCCCAUAGCCUUCUCCAACGAAUCCCACCUGGAGAAGCACCUGAGGGAUCACCAUGGUGAUCUCAAUAGCUCCACCGAGCUAAUCAUACCAGAUGCGAAUUUUGACAGCACAGAUCUUACCUGCGUCAAGUUAGAGAAUGAGGAAACGGCAUAAAACAGAAAGGUAUCUCUAAUAGUCAAUUAUAAAUGACUACAUAAGCUAUUAAUUAACAUUUAUAGUUAUCUAUAUCCUACUCUCCACUAGCUUUCAUAGCUUUAUAUAAAAAACGGCUAGCCUUAAACUUUAGUUUUUAUAGUAGUUCAAGAUUUUUCACUUUUUUUAUGUAUUUCUAAUUCAUAAAAAGAAAUAAAAUAAUGUCAGGUAAAUUAUAUUUAUAAGGUUUUAAGUUCCAUAAUAAGUUAAAACGUAAAUUAAGCGGAAGGCAAUUGAAGAAAUGUAU
Molecule: messenger RNA, 1279 nt
Organism: Drosophila biarmipes
Lineage: Eukaryota; Metazoa; Arthropoda; Insecta; Diptera; Drosophilidae
Product: zinc finger protein 234
Exons: 3
Coding region: 97-993 (298 amino acids)
Source: RefSeq, a predicted model, not a curated record